AUGUCACGUAUUGGAGUCUUCCCUGCUGCCGGUGGCCUCGGAUCCAGCAUCACCAAGCACCUGCAGACUCUCGUCCCAGCAUCUCAACUCGUCCUGAUCGCUCGCAAGCCGGAGUCGCUCGCGAAAGAGUUCAGCGCUGGGGCUGCAGUACGCCGCGCAGACUAUGACGUUUCUUCGACUCUGGAAAAAGCCUUCGAAGGUAUCGAUGUGCUUAUGCUGAUUUCAUAUGCUUCGUUCGAGAUCAAGCAUCGUGUCAAUGCCCACAAAGCUGCCAUUCUGGCCGCACACAAGAGUGGCGUAAAGCACAUCUUCUACUCGUCUCUUGCAUUUGCUGGAGACUACACCGAUUCAUCUGUAGCCCACGUCAUGGGCGCGCAUCUAGCGACAGAAAAGUUCCUUGCGGAACUUGUCAGCACCAGUCCCAGGCCAAUUACGUACACCUCUAUCCGGGAAGGCCUCUACUCUGAGUCCUUCCCCAUCUACACAAAUUGGUUUGAUCUGCACAACCCCGUCGACGAAAUUACCAUCCCGCAUGAUGGGUCUGGGCCUGGCGUUGCGUGGGUCAAGCGUGACGAACUUGGCGAGGCUACGGCGAAACUCGUUGCCAAAUAUGCUACGACUACGAAUGCCAAUGUUGCGGCUGGGUUCCCGUAUGUGAACAAGAUUGUCCUGCUUACGGGGCCUAAGAUUUACUCUCUGAACGAAACUGCGGAGAUUCUGGGGAGGGCUGUUGGUAAGGAUGUGAAAAUCCGGGAAAUCAGCGUGGAUGAAUAUGCAAAGCUCGAUCAUAAGGGGAGACAUACAUAUCACGGCGUUGAUUUGGCCCGGGAAUGGGCAACAGCCUGGGAAGCUAUUCGGCGCGGUGAGACGGCUGUUGUGACGCCAACCCUCAAAGAAAUCUUGGGCAGGGAACCGGAGCAGUACGAGGUGACUAUCCGGGGCAUGGUUUAG
Messenger RNA from Aspergillus nidulans FGSC A4, 951 nucleotides. RefSeq lists its product as uncharacterized. The transcript is spliced from 2 exons. The record is from RefSeq and is a predicted model, not a curated record. The coding region runs from base 1 to 951 and encodes 316 amino acids. Lineage: Eukaryota; Fungi; Ascomycota; Eurotiomycetes; Eurotiales; Aspergillaceae.